AUGUUUAGUACAAAAAAUCAAAAUCAUAGAAAAACUGCUUCAAGUGCUAAAAGUAAUGAAACCUAAAAAAAAAGUAGUAAUCAAUAUUAAUCCAGAUAUACUAACAUUUAGAUAUUUUAAUAAUUAACAUGUUUGAAAAUGUUAAAAAAAUUAGUAUUAGGAACUUCUUAAUCACUCAAUAAAAAUAAUUCCAAGACAAGAAUAUUUACAGAAGGAAAUGAAAAACAAUUAAAAAUACAUACAUCUGCAUCUCCAAUAAAAAAUAACAACUAUUAAUAAUCAUCAUCACCCCCUAGAAGAAAUACCAGUUCUUAAGUAAAAGCAAUAACUAAAUUACUAAAUAAAAAUAUAAAUCACACAGAAUAUAAAAGAGUAACAAGGGAUUAAAGAAAUCAAAGUGCUGAUUUUUAAUAAUUAUUAGCAUAAUAACAAUUAAGGCAAGAGAAUUAUCUAUUGAAAAAUAAUAGUAAAAAGAAAUUCAAUUCUUAUGGCAAUUUAAAUGAUUAAGUUUAUUUUUCUUAGAAAGGAGACUUAAUGGAAUGUUAAUCGACUGUUUAACUUAUUUAAAAUAAUUUUGAGUAAAAACUGAUAAAUUCAAAAGGCUCAUUUUCUAUGAAACACUUCCCAUCUCCAAUGAACAUAUGUACAUAAUAAAUUACAUUGUAAGAGUUUAAAGACAAAUUAAACAAUUUAAGUAAAGAUAUAAAAUAAAAUAAAAAUAAUAUUUUUGAAGAAUUAUAGAAAACUCAAAAGAAAUAAUAAUAAUAUCGUUAUGAUAAAUAUGAUUAUUAAGAGAGUGAAAAGUAAAUUAGAUAAGAGAUUUCUUAAAGAAGCAAAUCAGUUGAUUCUUAAUCAUCAAGAUCUAGAUUGGAGAUUUUGAAAUAUUCAAAGGAUUAUUUAAAUUAGAAGAAAAUAAAAUAGUAAUAAAAUAUAAAAGAGGAAGAAUUUAUAAUCAAUACCUAAAAUUAUAUAAAUUAGAAAAAGUUGGAAAAUAAAAUUGAUCAAUUAGUUUUUUAAAUGUAAAUAUUAAAGAAAAAAUCUGAAGAAUUAGAAUUAUAAAAUAGAUUUUUAUUUGAAAAUUUAACAUAAUUUUAGAAGGAAUCAGAUUGUAAUGCUGAAGUAUUAAAUAUCAUAUAAUAUAAUAGGAAAGAAAUUUACUUAUGAAUAAGUUGGAUUAGAUGAUAGGAAUGUAAAAAAGAUAGGAAGAGAAUCUUAAUUUUUUUAAGUAAAUAUUUGUCAAAGAUAAUGAUUAAUCUCGAAGAAUAAAAACUGAAUAAUAAUAGUAAUAAUAAUUAUAAGAGGAUAAUAUAUAGUUAAAUUAAAGAACAGAAAUAUUAUCAAAAUAAAGACCAUUUGUCAAGUCAGCUUAUCAAGGACUUGAAUUUAAUGUCUGA
Paramecium pentaurelia is the source of this 1394-nucleotide messenger RNA. The record is from the annotation of a GenBank genome assembly. Lineage: Eukaryota; Ciliophora; Oligohymenophorea; Peniculida; Parameciidae.